Orbicella faveolata is the source of this 1734-nucleotide messenger RNA. Its product is annotated as lysophospholipid acyltransferase 5-like. Gene Ontology annotation, molecular function: 1-acylglycerophosphocholine O-acyltransferase activity; lysophospholipid acyltransferase activity. Gene Ontology annotation, biological process: phosphatidylcholine biosynthetic process; lipid modification. NCBI's taxonomy places the organism in Eukaryota, Metazoa, Cnidaria, Anthozoa, Scleractinia, Merulinidae. Gene Ontology annotation, cellular component: membrane. The record is from RefSeq and is a predicted model, not a curated record.
AUCGUAUUCAACGUCUGGGCCGCCUGUGGUUUUGAGCAUAAUGUUCGCUAAAUAUGCAGGAGUCAAUGUUAUUUAUAAUCUACCCAUGCUUGCCCUUCCGCAUUUGUGAACCGAUACAUGCAGGGGUAAUGUGUAUCAAGAUAUCUUGGAUCUUGGCGACCUAUUUCUGGCAAAACUUCUUCUUUGUAACAUACUUUUGAGCAAGUGAAAGCUAAGCUGCGACACGUAAAAAAUAAGCCAUUUUCGCCAUAGGGAACGUGACGCGUAACUAACUGCGUGACAGAAACAUAAACAAAAUAGGCGCGAAACCUUUUGGAAAAUUCAAAGAUCAGUUACGUAAUUUAUGCGCACAGGCUUGUUGCUCGGUUCAUUCUUGUCUUCGAAGCGAACACAACUAGAAGCAUCUGGCCACGCAAUCACAACGAUAGUUGGCGUUUUAGAUACAUCCACAACAGAAAAUGGAGGCAGGCAGCGAAACUGAAAAUGUAAUAACUAUUGUAGCGAGGCGAGCAGGAAUUAUGGAAUCUGUUCUUCGACUUAUGAUCAGCUUAUUGGCAGGUUUGCCUCUGGCAUUUAUUUAUCGAGCCUUUUGUUACAGGAAGAACGCUUCUAUUCAGCACCUAUUUAUCAGUGUGUGUGGACUUGCACUGGCUUUCUUUUGCUUCGGUUGGUCAUGUCUCCACUCCGUGUUCAACGUUCUCUUGGCUUACUUGUUACUUCGAGUGGGUGGUCCACAAACCUUGACUGUUAUCCUGAUGUUUCUUUUGAAUGUGGGUUAUCUGAUAAUUGGAUAUGCGUUUAAGUCUUAUUCGCAAGAUUACUCCGUGUCAUGGACAACAGCUCACUGUGUCUUGUGUCUUCGUCUCACUGGCUUAGCGUGGGAUUAUUAUGAUGGACAUCAAGACCAGAGGAAAUUGUCCGAGGAUUUUAAAAGAACUGCCAUCUGUCACUGUCCAUCGUUGUUAGAGUUAGUUGGAAUGUCUCAUUUCAGUACCUAUUUUUUCCAGUUUCCGAUGAAAAAGUACUUAGCAUUGAUAGAAGGGAAGCUAAUUGAUAAGAAAGACGAUGCCUCUUAUUCUCGGGUUUUAGCUGGUGUUAGGCGCUUCACACUCGGGUUGAUUUAUCUGGCCUUGUACACCGUACUGCAGCCGAAAUUUAAAGAGAGUUUUCUUAUAACCGAAGAGUAUGAUCACAAGUCGUUCUUUUAUAAGCUCUGUUACGCCAUUGGAACUACCAAAGCCAGUGUUAUGAAGUACCAAGCAGUCUGGUUAAUAGCUGUAAGUACUGCUGAUAAAUGAAAUAAUCAGUAUCCAUGGCAACCUUUGACAUGAAAUUGUUCGUUUGAAUCAGCGAACGUGAGACAAGACCCUAUUUGCAAUCGCUCUAAUUAUUGAAUUUAUUCCAUUGAUAUUUGUUCCAUUCUCCACGAGAAGCAACACGCAGAAACAAUCAUCAUAGGUAACAAAAACUUAUGACCAUUAUCCCUCAAGCUAAUGUUGACCGGCGCCAGUAACUAAAUGAGGGAAUGAAUUCUAUUUGUUAUUAGCCCAUUGCAUUUUUGUUUACAAAUUUCUGAAUUUCAUCACUCUGUAACUGUGGAUAACAGUGAAAAAUCUAUACACCAGGCCAUCCAAAUAUUGUCGUAACUGUAAGAGGGAGUUAGUUUCAUUUGACUGUUUCUUAAACAUGGAAUUUCCUUGCUGAUCUUUUGGUCGAGUCAAAGGAAAAUGGCUU